Molecule: messenger RNA, 2214 nt
Organism: Tetrahymena thermophila SB210
Lineage: Eukaryota; Ciliophora; Oligohymenophorea; Hymenostomatida; Tetrahymenidae
Exons: 3
Source: RefSeq, a predicted model, not a curated record
AUGGAGAACUAAAAUCUAUUAAAUGAAUUCGAAAAGCUCUAAUAGGAAAUAGAGAACAUCAACAAGUAUUUCAAUUAGUUAAUAGAAAAAGAAUAAAAAAUGAGAAUCGUGCUAUAGAAUUAGUAGAUUCUAAAUGCCAAACAUAAAUAUAAUGCAGAUUUGCUUUAGAAGCCAUUAUAUUAGUAAAUGAUAGGAAUCUCAGCUCCUGAAAAGAGUGGCCAUUAGCAUGAAUAUCCAAAUGGAUUAAAUAUACCUCCAGCUAAUCCAAAUAGAAUUCCUUAAAAUCACGAAGAAGAGAACAAAUAAUAAUAGCCUGCAGGCUAAUAAGGACUUGAUUAAAAUUUUAUGGGAAUGAAUGGAAUUUAGGGACCUCAACCAACAUUUGGAAACGACUAUUAAUCUUAAAUGGAUGGUAUUUCUUAAAAUCCUAAUUAAUAGAAUCAACUUGAUUAGACAUAACGCCAUAUUACAAAUAAGCCUUCAUUGUCUCAAGAAUAGUUAUUAAUUAUGCAAUAAUAAAUGAACUAAUUUCCUUAAGAGUUUUAUGGCUUUUAAGUUGUUAAUGGGACUUUAUAAGUAAGCAAUCCUUAAUAAGCAAGUUAGUUAGUUGAAAUGAUGUUCAGCUCCCAAUAAGGAUAAUUAAUUUUAUAAAAUAGCAAAUAAGUUAUGCAAACAGUAGAAAAAGCUAUUGCAGAAAAAGAAGCAUAAUUCAAAAAAUAAUUGUAAACAUAAUUUGCUGAGUUCUAAUAAAAGUACUUAAAAAAUAACAGCACUUAAGAGUUAAAAAACACAAUAACUUAAAAAGAGGAAGAAAUCAAAAGGAUCAACCAAAGUAUGGCUACUCUAAAAGAGUAAGUAAAAGAAAAAUCUGCAGAAAUAGAAUUGUGGAAGUCAAAAGCAAUUAAUUUGAAUAAAACUAAUCAAAAUGGAAACACAACUACUUUGGUUUAUGAUUAAGAAAUCAAAAAACUUUCUUUAGUAAUUUUGAAUUAACAGAAAGAGAUAGACGAAUGGAAAUCUAAAGCAAUGAAUGGUGGAAUCGCUAAUACAUUAGAUGGUACUACUAAUAUGCCUGCAGCUUCAGGAAGUGAAAGAAUAGCUUAAUAAAGAGCACUUUUACUUUUCAUUGAAGUUGAAAGACUUAAAAAAAUAAUAGAAAAAUAUAAGGAAAUGACUGAUGUAAAUUUAGAUGGCACAAAUGCUGUUAAUAAUGUAGGAGGUAAAAAAAGAAGCAUUUUUACUGAUAACAACAGAAUCUUUGGAUUUUAAUCAAAUAAUCUAAACUUAACCAAUAAUGAUGAUCCUGACAUUCAAAAUCUUAGAAGAUUACUUGAAUCAAAAAUAUAAGAAGUAGAUGAAUGGAGAAUGAAAUUUGCGAAAUUAGCUGAAAAAGCAUAAGAACGUGAUUAGCUAGAAUCAGAAGUUUACCGCUUAAAGUAAGCUUUAGAAGAUACACUUGCAAAUGGAGGCGUUUAUAGAUCUCAUGGACACACUAGCGAUAGUGAUAAGGUUAAUAUGUUACAGAUAGAAUUGCAAAAAGCAGCUUCUGCUCUCAAAGAUAAAAUAGCAGAAAAUGAGAUGCUAAGAAUGAAUUAAUUAAAUAUGAAUUAAACACUUAAAAAUACAAAUGUUUAAGUCUAAUAAUUUACAUCUGAUGCUUAAGGUAAGAAUUAAUAACUAACUGGUGAAUUGGGUAAACUAACUAAUGUUUUAAAGGAUAAAUUAAAAUAAAAUGAAGAGCUUAGAGGCUACAUGAUGAAGUUGGAGUAAAUGAUAAAAGAGAAAUAAUACGAAAAUUAAUAGCUUAUAUAAAGAAUGCAACAAAUGUAAAAUUUAAUGCUAGAUAAAUAAUAGUUUAGUUAGAAAGUAUAGCAAUACGAAACCACUAUUCAUAAUAUGAGAGACGAAUUUGAAAAAGUUCAAAACUUAGUCAAAGAUAAAGUUAAAGAAAAUGAAUUAUUAAAAUAAAACUUAUAGCGUUUGUAGCAACUUUAAAACAAUAGAGAGGCUUUUGAAAACGAAGUAAGAAAGAUUUAAUAAGCUCUAGAAAUAAAAGCUCGUGAAUGUGAAGAAUGGAAAUUAAGGUGCAAGGCUAUUGAACAGAAAUUAUAGCAAGCUGCUUAAAUAGAGGCAAGGGCAAAAGAUUCAGAGUAUAAACUACGUAAUUUAAUAUAAGAAAUUUCUAUUCUUCCUCAUAAAAUAUCUAAAAUGUGA